CUUGUUUCCCUUUAAUAGCUGCGGUCCAUUUGCUCUCUGAUUCUGCUACGGGCCUGAGCAAAUAUCCUAUAGCAAGCCUGAGAGUGUGUGUAGGUUUAUUUUUUAAUUGAUAGCUGCACGUUUACGGAGCUGGUGUGUAUGGAACGGGAGUUACAUUUGCAACAAAGGAACUUUUUUUCCUUAACAUUUGUGCCUUAAAGAGGAAAAAGAAAACUGCACUUCAAACCUCACCUGAGACAUUUUGUGUUGUUUGUAGCUGGGACUGCCUUUUAUCCGUGGUUUAAAGCCUGGAAAAAUAACCUGAAUUGAAUUGGGAAAGUGUUUUGAUUUUAAAAUGAGUUUGAACGACCAUUCAAUGCAAGCUCUGUCCUGGAGGAAGCUCUACCUAAGCAGGGCAAAACUCAAAGCUUCCAGCAGAACGUCAGCUUUACUGUCUGGUUUCGCCAUGGUCGCCAUGGUGGAAGUGCAGCUUGAACCUGAACAUAAUUACCCACCAGGUCUUUUGAUUGCUUUCAGUGCCUGCACAACUGUGCUUGUUGCAGUUCACCUUUUUGCUCUCAUGAUAAGCACUUGCAUCCUUCCGAACAUCGAGGCCGUCAGCAACGUCCAUAAUCUCAAUUCUGUCCAUGAGUCGCCCCACGAGCGUAUGCACAAGCACAUUGAACUUGCGUGGGCCUUCUCCACCGUUAUCGGGACCUUUCUUUUCCUUGCCGAAGUCGUACUGCUGUGUUGGGUUAAGUUUCUUCCGUUAAAGAGGAAUCCUGUGGAUUCAGACAGUAAUUCUACAUCAAUAUCACCUGGAAAAGCAGCAGCUAUUACCUCCACGGUCAUUAUGGUACCUUCUGGAAUAAUCUUUAUCCUUUUUGCAGUUCACUUCUAUCGGUCGUUGGUGAGCCACAAAACUGAGCGAGUGGAAAGAGAAUUGGAUGUACUUGUGCAAUUGCAGGAUCAGCUGGACAGAGGGGACACAUUGCAUCCUACUGGUUCUCACUUUGCAUAGGAUUAGUUGUACACUCUUGGAAGAAUAGCCUUAUGACUAGUUUACAGUACUCAGUGUGUGAGAUGACGAAACUGUUGUACAAUCAGUCUACAGGAGCUGUCUAAUCCUCAAUGCCACUCUUGGAUAUGUUGGGACAAUAACCAGUGAAGUAAAAACUACUUUUUCCCCUCAUUUUUAAAUUUAAAUUAAAAUGACAAUGUGCAUGCAUUUACUUGGAUUUGUACAGAUUUUAAUUGGAUUGUUGAAACUUUCAUUAUUAAAGAGAUGGGUUGUA
Messenger RNA from Leucoraja erinaceus (little skate), 1274 nucleotides. Its product is annotated as calcium release-activated calcium channel protein 1-like. Bases 335 to 1000 code for a protein of 221 amino acids. Gene Ontology annotation, cellular component: membrane. Lineage: Eukaryota; Metazoa; Chordata; Chondrichthyes; Rajiformes; Rajidae. Gene Ontology annotation, biological process: store-operated calcium entry. The transcript is spliced from 2 exons. Gene Ontology annotation, molecular function: store-operated calcium channel activity. The record is from RefSeq and is a predicted model, not a curated record.